This is a messenger RNA of Talaromyces proteolyticus, 1334 nucleotides long. Its product is annotated as putative glycosyl transferase family 8 family. Bases 1 to 1008 code for a protein of 335 amino acids. The transcript has a single exon. The record is from RefSeq and is a predicted model, not a curated record. Gene Ontology annotation, biological process: protein N-linked glycosylation. NCBI's taxonomy places the organism in Eukaryota, Fungi, Ascomycota, Eurotiomycetes, Eurotiales, Trichocomaceae. Gene Ontology annotation, molecular function: glycosyltransferase activity.
AUGUAUAGUCUGCGGGAGCCAUGGGUCAUAAGAAUCCUUAUCCUUGCGCCACUCACCGGGCUACUCCUCUCUCUUCUAUGGCUAACAAACACAUGGUAUUCAGAUAUACCUGAGAUCGUCUCCUAUGAUAAUGACCGCGGCGGCGCUUCCUCGAAUCCCAAACAUGCCUUUGCUACUUUCUUGUCAGGUUUCAAUGGGACCGAUUCCGAGAACUAUUUCACCGCUGUGAAGCUCCUGACAUACCAACUGGUUCACGACCCGCGAACCCGAGUACGAGAUAAUACGCCGUUCAUUGUCCCGGUCACCAAGGACGUUGAGCAGGAAAGACAAGACACCCUUCGACAUAGUGGUGCGACAGUCAUCUCGGUUGACGACGUCCAGCGAGACUGGAUUCACCCUAAGUGGCCUCGGUGGAACGGGGUUCUGGCAAAGCUAAACCUCUGGACGUUGACCGAUUACGAAAAAGUUGUAUUCGUCGAUGCCGACACAGUGAUACUACAUCCGAUGGAUAAAAUAUUCUCAAUACGAGCCACUGAUAUACGAGACACGCUUCCUACUCCAUCGAGAGUCAUCUCGACAACGGCUAACAUGCCUGUUACGCCGCCACCAAAAUACAUGAUCGCCGGUAUUCACGACCGUUGGAUGGAAGCGAACAAGAGGCCACCAGAGACCGAGCCGUUCUACGUGCUAGACAACUAUAUGAAUGCUGGGUUCUUCGUCAUCUCCCCGUCCAAGGAGAUGUUCGAGUACUAUCUCUCGCUUCUCGACCACCCCGAUGCCUUCGACGUUGAUUACCCGGAGCAGAAUCUUUUGAAUUUUGCACAUCGAACCGACGGACAGAUGCCAUGGCAGGACCUUGGUACCUAUUGGAAUGCAAUUACGCAGCUCAACCCCUCUUAUGAUCCGAACGUUCGAUCACUACAUCAUAAAUGGUGGAUUGAACUCGCCGACAAAUAUACUAGUGAUCUUAUUACGGAUGCCAUACAGAGGAUGAAUAACAUGGGUUGAUUUGCAUUUUGACUGUUGUGUUUUGAGCGUAAAAUCAUGGGAAUUGGCCUGGAUUGCAACAAAAUUUCAUAACGAGCCUGCCAAUGUCAACACCUUAAAUGAUGUAUUUUGCUGAAUCAUGGAACUGGUCAGUUGCAAGGCUCCAAAACUUCUUCAGUCGCUACUUUCCCGAAUAGUUGCCCUUCACUAUCGAUCACCGGCUGCUCCCGUUUAUAUCUCUGGAGAUUCUCACCUUCAAGCGAUUCCGAUACCCUAUGUAACCUAAUAACCCCUUCCCUAACCCUAACCAUGGAGUGCUUCAUGUUCUCCUCGCGCGUACUAUAUCU